Schizophyllum commune H4-8 is the source of this 904-nucleotide messenger RNA. RefSeq names its product Phosphoribosylformimino-5-aminoimidazole carboxamide ribotide isomerase. Gene Ontology annotation, molecular function: 1-(5-phosphoribosyl)-5-[(5-phosphoribosylamino)methylideneamino]imidazole-4-carboxamide isomerase activity. The transcript has 10 exons. NCBI's taxonomy places the organism in Eukaryota, Fungi, Basidiomycota, Agaricomycetes, Agaricales, Schizophyllaceae. Bases 1 to 810 code for a protein of 269 amino acids. Gene Ontology annotation, biological process: L-tryptophan biosynthetic process; L-histidine biosynthetic process. Gene Ontology annotation, cellular component: cytoplasm. The record is from RefSeq and is a predicted model, not a curated record.
AUGCCUGGUACAUCAAGAAGGCACAGUCUCUUCCGACCGUGCAUCGACCUGCAUGAUGGCCAAGUCAAGCAGAUCGUCGGAGGUACCCUCUCAGACAGCGACCCCGAGUCUCUGAAGACCAAUUUCGUAGCAAGCCAGUCUCCCGCAGACUUCGCUCGCAUGUACCGCGAGCACGGCUUGGAAGGAGCACAUGUAAUAAAGCUCGGAAAGGGCAAUGACGAUGCGGCACGACAAGCACUACAAGCCUGGCCAGGUGGCCUCCAAAUCGGCGGUGGCAUUACAGACGAAAAUGCAUGCGAGUGGCUAGAGGCAGGCGCCAGCAAAGUCAUCGUAACCUCUUUCCUCUUUCCUGGAGCGAAAUUCUCGCUUGAGAGGUUGCAGAAAUUGACCUCUUUGGUGGAGAAGGAACGGUUAGUCGUGGAUGUCAGUUGCCGAAGACGAGGCGACUCCUGGUUUGUCGCCAUGAAUAAGUGGCAGGAUAUCACGGAUAUGGAGGUUACGAAAGAGUCGCUAGACAUGCUAUCUGAAUACUGCAGCGAAUUCCUUGUUCAUGCCGCCGAUGUAGAAGGCUUGUGUCAAGGCAUCGAUCAGGCGCUCGUUCGAAAACUUGGCGAAUGGGUGACGAUUCCCACUACGUACGCCGGUGGCGCGAAAGACAUCAGCGACCUUGAUCUCGUCGACUCGUUGUCACAAGGCAAAGUAGAUCUGACAUACGGGAGCGCGCUGGACAUAUUCGGUGGCUCGCUUGUACGGUUCCAAGAUUUGGUGGACAACAACAACGCCGCGAAGGCUGCCGGUGCUGGCUUAUGAAGUGCAUGGAACCCUGCGUAUAUAAAUAUUGUGUAAAAUAGAGAAGAUACAUGAUGGAGUGUUGUAUAAGUGCUAGCGAAGCAGGUGGCAAAAC